AUGAAAUUCGUCGGGGUUAUCGCGUCAAGUCUUCUGGUUGUGCCUUCUGCGGUCUCUGGUGACGCUGAUAGCUCGAGUUUCGCGCUCUUCUUCGAUCAGGAUCGUUUCCAGGAGGUUUUCCCGGACGCUGUGGAGCUCUACAACUUCAACGGUCUUGUGGAUGCGGCCAGCAAGUACAGCGAAUUCGCUAAUACGGGCAACGACGACAAUGACAAGCGUGAGCUGGCAGCGUUCCUGGCUCAAACAGCUCACGAGUGCGACAGCUUCAAGGCCGCGGAAGAGUACGCCCGUGACACCUACUCGGUGUGGCAGUACUGCGACAACACUACCUACACGUGUGCCCCCGGUCGUCGUUACCACGGCCGUGGCCCCAUUCAGCUCUCAUGGAACUACAAUUACUACAAUGCUGGCGAAGCUCUGGGCAUUGAUCUCUUAAACAACCCGGACAUCGUCGCGACAGACACGACGGUGACGUGGAUGACUGCGCUUUGGUACUGGAUGACUCCGCAUGGCGGCCGUGUGAUCCACGACAUCGUCGCCGGUGAGAACGGAUUCGCUCAAUCCACCGAUAUCAUCAACGGUGGUCUGGAGUGCGGUCCGGACGCUCCCAACACGUCGAACGAGCAACAACGUAUCACGUACUUCACCAAGAUGUGCGAGGCUCUGGGCGUGGAGCCUCUGGGCGCCACCUCGUGCAACGCCUAG
Phytophthora infestans T30-4 is the source of this 705-nucleotide messenger RNA. RefSeq names its product chitinase, putative. Gene Ontology annotation, molecular function: chitinase activity. The record is from RefSeq and is a predicted model, not a curated record. NCBI's taxonomy places the organism in Eukaryota, Oomycota, Peronosporomycetes, Peronosporales, Peronosporaceae. The transcript has a single exon. Gene Ontology annotation, biological process: cell wall macromolecule catabolic process; chitin catabolic process; carbohydrate metabolic process. Bases 1 to 705 code for a protein of 234 amino acids.